GCGGCCGCUCCCACACACUGACAGCGGGGACCAGGGACCCGUCGCAACGAGCGUCGCUCAGGGUGAAGCCAGCCUGCAGUAUUAAAAACAGCCACUUUUACGACAAGCCGAUAAAACCACAUAUUCUGAAUUUAACGGAGCAACCAUGUCCAAGGGACCAGCAGUCGGCAUUGACCUUGGCACUACCUACUCCUGUGUAGGAGUGUUUCAGCACGGCAAAGUUGAGAUCAUUGCCAAUGACCAAGGAAACAGGACCACACCCAGUUACGUUGCCUUCACUGACACAGAGAGGCUGAUUGGGGAUGCAGCCAAGAAUCAGGUGGCCUUGAACCCCAACAACACAGUAUUCGAUGCAAAGCGUCUUAUUGGACGUCGGUUUGAUGACAGCGUUGUCCAGUCAGACAUGAAACACUGGCCAUUUACAGUCAUUAAUGAUGCUUCACGCCCCAAAGUCAAAGUAGAGUACAAGGGCGAGACCAAGACCUUCUACCCAGAGGAGAUCUCCUCCAUGGUGCUAAUCAAAAUGAAGGAGAUUGCAGAGGCAUACCUUGGGAAGACUGUGACAAACGCUGUGGUGACAGUACCUGCCUACUUCAAUGACUCUCAGCGCCAGGCCACCAAAGAUGCAGGGACCAUUUCUGGCCUUAAUGUCCUUCGUAUUAUCAAUGAACCCACUGCUGCAGCUAUUGCUUAUGGCCUGGACAAAAAGGUUGGAUCUGAAAGAAACGUCCUCAUCUUUGACCUGGGCGGUGGCACAUUUGAUGUCUCUAUUUUGACUAUUGAAGAUGGUAUUUUUGAGGUCAAGUCCACCGCAGGCGACACACAUUUGGGUGGCGAAGACUUUGAUAACCGCAUGGUCAACCACUUCAUCUCCGAGUUCAAACGCAAGUACAAGAAAGACAUCAGCGACAACAAGAGAGCGGUGCGUCGUCUGCGCACAGCAUGCGAGAGGGCCAAGCGCACUUUGUCAUCCAGCACUCAGGCCAGCAUUGAAAUCGAUUCUCUGUACGAGGGCGUCGAUUUCUACACCUCGAUCACCAGGGCCCGAUUUGAGGAGCUGAACGCAGACCUGUUCCGAGGAACCCUGGAGCCUGUGGAAAAGGCUCUACGUGAUGCCAAGAUGGACAAGGCCCAAGUCCACGACAUCGUCUUGGUGGGAGGCUCCACUCGUAUUCCCAAGAUCCAGAAGCUGCUGCAGGACUUCUUCAAUGGCAAGGAGCUCAAUAAGAGCAUUAACCCAGACGAAGCAGUGGCCUACGGUGCAGCUGUACAGGCAGCCAUCCUGUCAGGAGACAAAUCUGAGAAUGUGCAGGACCUGCUGCUGCUGGAUGUAACCCCCUUGUCUCUGGGCAUCGAGACCGCUGGAGGAGUCAUGACUGUUCUCAUUAAGAGGAACACCACUAUCCCCACAAAGCAGACCCAGACGUUUACCACCUACUCAGACAACCAGCCUGGUGUGCUCAUUCAGGUGUUUGAAGGUGAAAGAGCCAUGACCAAGGACAACAACCUUUUGGGGAAAUUUGAGCUGGUUGGAAUCCCCCCUGCACCCCGAGGCGUUCCUCAGAUUGAGGUGACCUUUGAUAUUGACGCCAAUGGCAUCAUGAAUGUGUCUGCGGUUGACAAGAGCACCGGGAAGGAGAACAAGAUCACAAUCACCAAUGACAAAGGUCGCCUGAGCAAGGAGGACAUUGAGCGUAUGGUACAGGAAGCAGACAAGUACAAGGCUGAGGAUGAUUUGCAGAGAGAGAAGGUGACUGCCAAGAAUGGUUUAGAGUCGUACGCCUUCAAUAUGAAGUCCACUGUGGAGGAUGAGAAGCUGAAGGGAAAGAUCAGUGAUGAGGACAAACAGAAGAUUGUGGACAAGUGCAACGAGGUCAUAAGCUGGCUGGAUAGAAACCAGUCUGCAGAAAAAGAUGAGUUUGAGCAUCAGCAGAAGGAGCUGGAGAAGGUGUGUAACCCCAUCAUGACUAAGCUGUACCAGAGUGCAGGUGGGAUGCCAGGCGGGAUGCCAGGUGGGAUGCCGGGCGGCUUCCCUGGAGCUGCUGGUGCUCCUGGAGGUGGAGCAUCCUCCGGCCCCACCAUCGAGGAGGUCGACUAGACCAGACCAGACUAGACUUGCAUGAUGAGCUUGUUCCUUUUCCAAAUUUUUUUCUCUGUGACAUUGGCGUGAAGGGUGACCACAAUCUUAAAAUCACAGACGUAUAAAUUGUUACUUAGAGCCAUUAACCACGCCUCUUUUGGGAUUGUUUUGAUAUUUUUUGUAUAUCUGGCUUAAAGCAACACUGUGGCUUUUUUGGUAAUAGGGUACUCUCAUGUGACCGUGUUUGUGUCAAAUUAAUCCAGUUAAUAUUUGUGUUACCACAGUGCGUUUUUCUUUAUGAGCUGGUUAUGUAGCGGAAAUGGUCGCUGUUGCUCAACACUUGCCAAAUGAGACAAAAUAAAAGUGUUUUUUUGAA
Molecule: messenger RNA, 2456 nt
Organism: Micropterus dolomieu (smallmouth bass)
Lineage: Eukaryota; Metazoa; Chordata; Actinopteri; Centrarchiformes; Centrarchidae
Gene: hspa8b
Product: heat shock protein family A (Hsp70) member 8b
Exons: 9
Coding region: 146-2098 (650 amino acids)
Biological process (GO): protein refolding; vesicle-mediated transport; cellular response to unfolded protein
Cellular component (GO): nucleus; plasma membrane; cytoplasm
Molecular function (GO): heat shock protein binding; misfolded protein binding; ATP-dependent protein folding chaperone
Source: RefSeq, a predicted model, not a curated record